CAUUCGAUCUCCGGCGAUGAUGUUUAUCAUUUACGCGGUCCAUAUAAUAUCAUAUUAGCCACAUAACGUCUUGCGAUGACACGAAGCAGAUCUGAUAAAUUGAUCUAGCCAAACUUUUUAAAUAUCCCUCCAUAUCACGCGCACGCGUUGUUACUUUUGUUGUGAUUGGUCGUGAAACAAACUGAAUUAAGCAACAUGAGUGUGACGCGAAAUAGUGUCAGUCGAUCUGCGUGCAAUAGCAAGGCGAGCAUGAUUGUCGUUUCGAAUAGAUUGCCAUUUGUUUUAAAAAGAAAUGAAACAACCGGUGAACUGGAAAGAAAGUCCAGUGCCGGUGGUCUCGUUACUGCAGUAGCGCCAGUGGUGAUACGAGGUAAUGGAAUUUGGGUUGGAUGGCCUGGCAUACAUUUGGACGACCCUAAUGAGAAGAUCCCCGAAUCGGAUCCCAAUGACAAUACACCAACCGCUGGACUGCGUUCUAAUAGGAUCGUGGCAAUUCACUCGGAACCAAAAUUAUUUGAUAGCUACUACAAUGGAUGUUGUAAUGGAACUUUCUGGCCACUGUUUCAUUCAAUGCCGGACCGCGCUACAUUUAUCGCCGAUCACUGGAAAGCCUACAUCAAGAUCAACAAAGAAUUCGCUGAAAAAACGGUACAUGCACUGAAACUCCUUAAGCAAAAUAAGGAGAAGAAUGGCAAUUCCCCACCAAUUGUAUGGGUGCACGAUUAUCAUCUCAUGUUAGCGGCUACUUGGAUCAGACAGAGAGCAGAGGAGGAUGAAUUAAAAUGUAAACUUGCAUUUUUCCUGCACAUCCCGUUCCCUCCGUGGGAUAUUUUCCGAUUAUUCCCAUGGGCAGACGAAGUUUUACAAGGUAUUCUUGGUUGUGAUAUGGUGGGUUUCCAUAUAACAGACUACUGCUUGAAUUUCAUUGAUUGUUGUCAAAGAAAUUUGGGUUGCCGUGUAGACAGAAAGAACCUUCUAGUUGAGCUCGGCGGUCGCACAAUUUGUGUACGGCCUUUACCAAUCGGUGUACCAUUCGAUAGAUUCGUAUCUUUAGCUCAGAAAGCAAAAGCUGUACUUUCGACAAGUCAAAAAGUGAUCCUCGGAGUCGAUAGACUAGAUUACACUAAAGGUUUAGUUCAAAGAUUAAAGGCUUUCGAGAGGCUUUUACAAAAACAUCCUGAACAUAUUGAGAAAGUGGUAUUAUUACAAAUAGCAGUACCCUCAAGAACAGAUGUGAAGGAAUACCAAGAUUUAAAGGAGGAAAUGGAUCAAUUGGUUGGUAGAAUUAAUGGAAGAUUUACAACACCUAACUGGUCUCCAAUCAGGUAUAUAUAUGGCUGCGUCGGUCAAGAUGAGCUGGCAGCCUUCUACCGUGACGCUGCAGUAGCGUUGGUUACACCAUUACGGGAUGGUAUGAAUCUAGUUGCAAAGGAGUUUGUUGCCUGUCAAAUCAACAAGCCUCCUGGAGUAUUAAUACUAUCUCCCUUCGCUGGUGCCGGUGAGAUGAUGCACGAAGCACUGAUUUGUAAUCCUUAUGAAUUAGACGACGCAGCGGAAGUUAUUCAUAGAGCGUUAAUAAUGCCAGAAGACGAGAGGACAGUUCGCAUGAAUCACCUGAGGCGGCGAGAACAAGUGAACGACGUUGACAGUUGGAUGAAGGCAUUCCUGAAAGCCAUGGAUUCGUUGGAGGAAGAGACUGAUGAUAUCGGAGCGACGUCCAUGCAGCCCGUCACUAUGGAUGACUUCGAUGAAUAUUUAUCAAAAUACAUCGGUUACACCCAGAAGCUCGCUCUGCUGCUGGACUACGACGGCACCCUGGCUCCGAUCGCACCACAUCCAGACCUUGCGACCUUACCCCUAGAGACAAAGAACACCCUGCAACGCCUCUCCAACAUGUCUGACGUUUACAUAGCUAUUAUAUCCGGAAGAAAUGUCAACAAUGUCAAAGAAAUGGUCGGGAUUGAAGGUAUCACAUACGCCGGAAACCACGGCCUGGAAAUCUUACAUCCGGAUGGUAGCAAAUUCGUUCAUCCCAUGCCAUUAGAAUUGCAAGAUAAAGUGGUCGAACUACUUAAAUCUUUACAGGAACAGGUGUGUCGGGACGGCGCGUGGGUGGAGAACAAGGGCGCGCUGCUGACGUUCCACUUCCGCGAGACGCCGGUGGGCAAGCGGCGCGAGCUGGCGGACACGGCGCGGCGCCUCAUCGCCGCGGCCGGCUUCACGCCCGCGCCCGCGCACUGCGCCAUCGAGGCGCGCCCGCCCGUGCAGUGGAACAAGGGUCGUGCUUCAAUAUACAUUCUAAGAACGGCUUUCGGAUUAGACUGGAGCGAACGCAUAAGGAUUAUUUACGCUGGCGAUGACGUCACUGAUGAAGACGCUAUGCUGGCAUUAAAAGGUAUGGCGGCAACGUUCCGCAUCGCAUCUUCAAAUAUAACCAAAACGUCGGCUGAACGUCGUCUGUCGUCCACGGAUUCGGUACUGGCGAUGCUGAAAUGGAUAGAAAGGCAUUUCUCCCGUCGUAAACCGAGGGCAAACUCGCUCACUUACAAGAAUGCGAAACUAGCUCGCGACACGAUUCAAACGCAUAUGUCCUAUCAGUUGCCCUCGAGGUCACCGAGACAAACACCCCCCCGAACACCCGAGGUGGUCUCGAGCGGGUCUGAAUCGAGUUAAUCGCUUCAAAUUUAUGUUGCAAUUGCUUAAUGCUCACCACAAACAUAUAAAGAAAAAAGUAUUUAUUUUUUAAUGGAAAACUUAGAUCUUUAAAGAAAUCUUUCGUUGAAAAAUCUUUAAUUUCGAUUUUUAACAGAUUUCAAAAAGGAGGUUUUCAAUUCGGUUGGUUUUUUUUUUCUAAAGAAAUGUUUGUGUAGGAACACUUUAGGUUUAGGUCUUUCUAAAUAAUACGUUUAAAAGUACCUAUUAGCUAUAUUCAUUUCUUAGCUUUAUUAGAAAAAGAAAAAUUAUCUUAUUAAUCAUCAUAGGCUUUACGUAAUCCAUUGGGCGCGUUUAGUUUGUUAGAUGCAUGCUGUAGUAGCAACUGUUGACCUAUCGUUGUGAUUGUAUAGUGAUAUUUUUUAUUUAAGACUUCAUGUAGACAAAGAUAUCAAAAUUAUGCCAAAUAAUUUAUACUCCUGUUUUUUUUUUUUUUAAUUUAUAGUAAAGUACAAUUCCUACUAGAAUAGUAACGAAAUCCUAAGUAUCGACGUAAGACGCAAGCCGUUUUGAAUCAAUUGCAAUAAAUGUAGUUUUGAAAACUACUCGUUUUAACUAACUGAAACGUGUUUUAAUUGUAAAAUUUAUUGAUGUUAAGAAAUUUACAAUAAAUAUCAAAUUUACCAUAGCACAUAGUUCAAGAAGUAUAUAUAUUUUAUCAAGAAGCACAAAAUCAUUUUCGCGCAACUACUGCUGGAUUCUGCUUUUUAUAGAAACAAUGGAAAACACGUAUCAUUUGAGGAAUAUUUUUAUAUGUAACUUUAUAUUCAAUGUUUACUCAAUCAAACGUAAUAUACAAUUUUUGGACAAUUUUAAAACGAAACCAUUACUAAAAGUAACCGAUCGAAGAGAACUGCAAGAAAUGUAGUAAUUAAAUACUAUUUAAUAGUAUUAAUACUGUAAAUUAUGCAUUCCAUGAUAGCAACACUCGAUGGUAAUAAAAAUUAGUUAUAGAGACAAUUCAUGAAAUUAAUUUAUUUAAAUAUUUAUCGUCACUAAUUUUAAAAGCACCUUACAUGUAUUUGAUGCACAAGGUUUAUUAAAAUUUAAUUUUAAGUGUUUAUAAAACACUCAAUUAGUUUUACGAAAUUAUUCCUAGUUAUGUUGUUAAUUGUAACAAAGAAAAACGAAGAAACUAUUUAAUCGAUCUUGAAAUUUUUGUAAAAUUAAAUUAAACUUUUAUAUAUAUUAAACUUUUCAUGUAACCAACAUCAUAAUAUUAAUAACCAAGUUAUUUCGCAGUGACAUACGGUCUGUAACUCGUACUGAAGAACCUCGAAUUUCCACAACUUUUGUAUUUUUAGAUAAGUACAUUUAUGUUUUUGAUGUAUGAAAUAAAAGUUUACAACAACCGGAAAA
Molecule: messenger RNA, 4071 nt
Organism: Melitaea cinxia (Glanville fritillary)
Lineage: Eukaryota; Metazoa; Arthropoda; Insecta; Lepidoptera; Nymphalidae
Gene: Tps1
Product: alpha,alpha-trehalose-phosphate synthase [UDP-forming]
Exons: 11
Coding region: 196-2673 (825 amino acids)
Biological process (GO): trehalose biosynthetic process
Cellular component (GO): cytosol; alpha,alpha-trehalose-phosphate synthase complex (UDP-forming)
Molecular function (GO): catalytic activity
Source: RefSeq, a predicted model, not a curated record